Messenger RNA from Neomonachus schauinslandi (Hawaiian monk seal), 3435 nucleotides. Its product is annotated as kinesin-like protein KIF22. Gene Ontology annotation, biological process: mitotic spindle organization; microtubule-based movement. Lineage: Eukaryota; Metazoa; Chordata; Mammalia; Carnivora; Phocidae. The coding region runs from base 1 to 3333 and encodes 1110 amino acids. The transcript is spliced from 18 exons. The record is from RefSeq and is a predicted model, not a curated record. Gene Ontology annotation, molecular function: microtubule binding; ATP binding; microtubule motor activity.
AUGGACGCGGGGGGCACGGCGCAGCGGAGGCGACGCGAGAUGGCGGCGACGAUCUCAGGAGCUGGUCGCUGUCGGCUAAGCAAGGUGGGGGCUGGCCGGCGCCCGCCUCCAGCUCGAGUAAGGGUGGCUGUGCGGCUGCGGCCAUUUGUGGAUGGGACAGAUGGAGCAGGUGAUCCCCCUUGUGUGCGGGGCCUGGACAGCUGUUCCCUAGAGAUUGCCAACUGGAGGAAUCACCAGGAGACUCUCAAAUACCAGUUUGAUGCCUUCUAUGGGGAGAAGAGCUCUCAGCAGGACAUCUAUGCAGGAUCAGUGCAGCCCAUCCUAAGGCACUUGCUGGAAGGACAGAAUGCCAGUGUGCUUGCUUAUGGGCCCACGGGGGCAGGGAAGACGCACACAAUGCUGGGCAGCCCAGAGCAACCUGGAGUGAUUCCCCGGGCUCUCAUGGACCUCCUACAGCUCACAAGGGAGGAGGGCGGCGAGGGCCGGCCAUGGGCUCUCUCUGUCACUAUGUCCUACUUAGAGAUCUACCAGGAAAAGGUAUUAGACCUCUUGGACCCUGCAUCAGGAGACCUGGUGAUCCGAGAAGACUGUCGGGGAAACAUCCUGAUUCCGGGCCUCACGCAGAAGCCCAUCACUAGCUUUGCUGAUUUUGAGCGGCACUUCCUGCCAGCUAGUAGAAAUCGGACUGUAGGAGCCACCCGGCUCAACCAGCGCUCCUCCCGCAGUCAUGCUGUGCUCCUGGUUAAGGUGGAUCAGCGGGAACGUCUGGCCCCAUUUCGCCAGCGGGAGGGUAAACUCUACCUGAUUGACUUGGCUGGCUCCGAGGACAACCGGCGCACGGGUAACAAGGGUCUGCGGCUGAAGGAAAGCGGAGCCAUCAACUCCUCCCUCUUUGUACUGGGCAAGGUGGUGGAUGCGCUGAACCAGGGCCUCCCUCGUGUGCCUUACCGGGACAGCAAGCUCACUCGCCUGUUGCAGGAUUCUCUGGGUGGCUCAGCCCACAGCAUCCUCAUUGCCAACAUUGCUCCUGAGAGACGCUUCUACCUAGAUACAGUCUCUGCACUCAACUUUGCUGCCAGGUCCAAGGAGGUGAUCAACCGACCUUUUACCAAUGAGAGUCUGCAGCUUCGUGUCUUGGCACCCGUUAAACUGUCCCAGAAAGAACUGCUUGGCCUGUCAGAGGCAAAGAGAGCCCGCGGCCCUGAAGAAGAGGAGAUUGGGAGUCCUGAGCCCCCAGCAGCUCCAGCCUCCGCCUCCCAGGAACUCAGUCCCCUACAGAAGCUAAGUAGCAUGGACCCCGCUGUGCUGGAGCGCCUCCUAAGCUUGGACCGUCUGCUGGGCUCCCAGGCGAGCCAGGGGACCCAUGGGCUAAACACCCCAAGGCGAGAGCGGAUGGUGCUCAUGAAAACAAUGGAGGAAAAGGAUUUGGAGAUUGAGAGGCUUAAGAUGAAGCAAAAAGAACUGGAAGCCAAGGUUCUGGCCCAGGAGGCUGUGGACCCAAAGGAUAAAGAGAACUCGUCUCCCACAAUGCUCCGACCGCUUGCCCGCCGCACAGUCACCGUAGCGAAGCCCCUCAAAAAGGCUGUGGUGAUGCCCCUACAACUGAUUCAGGAGCAGGCGGCGUCCCCAAGUGCUGAGAUCCAUAUCCUGAAGAAGAAAGGCCGGAAGAGAAAGCUGGAGUCCCUGGAUGCCUCAGAGCCAGAGGAGAAGGCUGAGGACUGCUGGGAGCUACAGAUCAGCCCGGAGCUACUGGCCCAUGGGCGCCAAAAAAUACUAGAUCUGCUGAACGAAGGCUCUGCCCGGGAUCUGCGCAGCCUGCAGCGCAUUGGCCAAAAGAAGGCCCAGCUCAUCGUGGGCUGGAGGGAGCUCCACGGCCCCUUUAGCCAGCCCGUGCUGGGCCUGGACUCCCGGGGGGUGGGCGGCCUCAUGAACUCCUUCCCGCCACCUCAGGGUCACGCCCAGAACCCCCUGCAGGUCGGGGCUGAGCUCCAGUCCCGCUUCUUUGCCUCCCAGGGCUGCGCCCAGAGUCCAUUCCAGGCCGCGCCGGCGCCCCCACCCACGCCCCAGCCCCCGGCGGCCGAGCCCCUCCAGGUGGACUUGCUCCCGGUUCUCGCCGCCGCGCAGGAGUCUGCCGCCGCCGCGGCCGCCGCCGCAGCUGCCGCUGCCGCCGCCGCCGUCGCUGCUGCGCCCCCGGCCCCGGCCGCCGCCUCCACAGUGGACACAGCGGCUCUGAAGCAGCCGCCGCCGCCCCCGCCGCCGCCCCCGCCGGUGUCGGCGCCCGCGGCCGAGGCCGCGCCCCCUGUCUCUGCCGCCACCAUCGCCGCAGCCGCGGCCACCGCCGUCGUAGCCCCAACCUCGACGGUCGCCGUGGCCCCGGUCGCCUCUGCCUUGGAGAAGAAGACAAAGAGCAAGGGGCCCUACAUCUGCGCCCUGUGCGCCAAGGAGUUCAAGAACGGCUACAACCUCCGGAGGCACGAGGCCAUCCACACCGGAGCCAAGGCCGGCCGGGUCCCCUCGGGUGCUAUGAAGAUGCCCACCAUGGUGCCCCUGAGCCUCCUGAGCGUGCCCCAGCUGAGCGGAGCCGGCGGGGGAGGGGGAGAGGCGGGUGCGGGCGGCGGAGCGGCCGCCGUGGCCGCGGGCGGCGUGGUGACCACGACCGCCUCGGGAAAGCGCAUCCGGAAGAACCACGCCUGUGAGAUGUGCGGCAAGGCCUUCCGCGACGUCUACCACCUGAACCGACACAAGCUGUCGCACUCGGACGAGAAGCCCUACCAGUGCCCGGUGUGCCAGCAGCGCUUCAAGCGCAAGGACCGCAUGAGCUACCACGUGCGCUCACAUGACGGCGCUGUGCACAAGCCCUACAACUGCUCCCACUGUGGCAAGAGCUUCUCCCGGCCGGAUCACCUCAACAGUCACGUCAGACAAGUGCACUCAACAGAACGGCCCUUCAAAUGUGAGAAAUGUGAGGCAGCUUUUGCUACGAAGGACCGACUGCGGGCGCACACAGUCCGACACGAGGAGAAGGUGCCAUGUCACGUGUGUGGCAAGAUGCUGAGCUCGGCUUAUAUUUCUGACCACAUGAAGGUGCACAGCCAGGGCCCUCACCACGUCUGUGAGCUCUGCAACAAAGGCUUCACCACAGCAGCAUACCUGCGCAUCCACGCGGUGAAGGACCACGGGCUCCAGGCCCCGCGGGCUGACCGCAUCCUGUGCAAGCUGUGCAGCGUGCACUGCAAGACCCCUGCCCAGCUGGCCGGCCACAUGCAGACCCAUCUGGGGGGGGCCGCCCCCCCUGUCCCGGGAGACGCCCCCCAGCCACAGCCCACCUGCUGAGGGGGACCCCCGCACCCACCAGGUACCGGUGAGGUCUGUCCUAUGGCGGUGGCAGCUGCAGCGGCGGCGGCGGCGGCGGCAGCGGUGGUGACAGCCCCCCCC